Messenger RNA from Acanthosepion pharaonis, 837 nucleotides. Lineage: Eukaryota; Metazoa; Mollusca; Cephalopoda; Sepiida; Sepiidae. The record is from the annotation of a GenBank genome assembly.
AUGAUUUAUGGUAAAUAUUUAUUUUUGUCUCAAAUAUUUGUUUUUCCAUCUUUUGUUUUUCAAAAUUGUAUUUCUUUUUUUUCUCUCAUCUUUCUUUCUGUAUUUAUGUUCCUUUUCAAUACUUGUCACAUUUAUUUCUUUUUGUCUUUAUUUGAUGUUUUUCUUUUGUCUUACUUUUUUUCUUUUAAUUCUUAUUUUUCUUCCUUUCCCUUAAUUUUUCCUUUCUAUUCUCUUUUUUUCACUUUCUUUCCAUUUUGCUUUUAUAUUUGUCACUCCUUUUCUUUUCAUUUUUUUUUUUAUUACUUUUUUCUUUUUCUUCAUUUUAUCUUUUCUAUUCUUUCAUGUUCUUUUGUUUUUUCUCAUUUUUCUUUGUUUUCUUUUUAUUUCUUUUCCGCUUUCUUCUUACAUUCACCACUCCCGUUUUUACCAUUGUUUUUUUUUUUCAUUUUAUUUUUUUCUUUAUUUUUCAACUUUUCCAUUAUUCUAUUUUUUACUUUUUUCUUUUCUUCCCAUUUUCUUCCCAUUUUCUCUUCAUUUCUUUUAUCUCCCUCUUACAUUCUUUACUCUUUCUCUCAAAUUCACUUUUCUUUCCUAUUAUAUUUUUCCUUUUCUUCCUUCUUCCUGGCGUUUUCUUCCUCUUUUUUUCUCUGCUUCUUACUUUCCUUCUCUAUCCUUUUUUUUUUUUUUUCCUAUUUCCAUCAUUAUUUUUCUUACAUUUGUUCAUCUCAUGUUACUUCUCCUCCAACCAAUAUCCUUUUUACAAGUAAUAUUGGCAAAAUAUUCGCAGAUGUGAUUAUCUUUCAGCAAAAACACCAUUCAUAUCCUCGCUAUUCAUAA